GCGAGGCCCCUCCCGGUGCGGCGGCGCGCAGCGGGGCCGGGGCCGCUCACACCGGCGGCGGCGGCGGGGCCAUGAAGGUGAAGAAGAGCGGCGGGGCCGGGGCGGCGGCGGCCAGGACCGAGGAGGAGCUGGGCCGAAAGGCGCUCAUCGGGCCCGACGACGUGCUGGGGCUGCAGCGGGUCACCAGCGAUUAUUUGUGCACUCCUGAGGAAAAUGUUUACAAGAUAGACUUCACCAGGUUCAAAAUCCGGGACAUGGAAUCUGGCACAGUCUUGUUUGAAAUCACCAAGCCAGCAGCUUCAGAGCGGGAGCACAAUGACAGGAAGGACGUGGACCCCAACGCCGGACGCUUCGUGCGCUAUCAGUUCACGCCGGCCUUCCUCAGGCUGCGGCAAGUGGGAGCCACGGUGGAAUUCACAGUAGGGGACAAACCCAUUAAUAAUUUCCGUAUGAUUGAGCGGCACUACUUCCGUGACCAGCUGCUGAAAAGUUUUGAUUUUGAAUUUGGCUUCUGCAUCCCCAGCAGUAAAAAUACUUGUGAGCACAUCUAUGAAUUCCCCCAGCUCUCGGAGGAUCUCAUUCGAGAGAUGAUCCUGCACCCCUACGAGACACAGUCGGACAGUUUCUACUUUGUGGACAACAAGCUGGUGAUGCACAACAAGGCAGAUUAUUCAUACAGUGGAGGACCUUGAGCGUGGGCUGGACGGCCCCAGCCGCGCUGGCCUCCCCUUCCCUCUGGAAGUCGUCAGGGAUCCCAACACCUCCAAGCUCCUGCAGUGUCACCUGGACAAGGAUCCACCCACCAAGGACUCUUUGCCACAGUAGGAGUUUCAUGACAUCUCUUUUGAGCUUUGAAGCAGACCCGGUUCUUCAGAAGUUUUAAGCUAAAAAUGAUCUUUGGAUACCACUUCCCUAAGUUCUUUUAAGUGUCUGCUUUGAAAAUGGCCUUGUGGGACCUGAGGGGUUUUGCCCUAAUUCUGUGAAUUUUAUGUUCUUGCCCUUGAGUAUCUUUUAGGAUUGCUUUCCCAAAGAAUGUAAUCAGAGAAACCAUGGGAGUGGAUGGGUGCAGAGGUUUGAGUGGUUGUUUCUCUUUGUGAAUGCUUCAAAGGCCAAUUUAACUUGUCCAGCCUGUUGAAAAUAUCGAGCAAAACAUCUCACAAAGGCAAGUUUCAUCUUCAGACUGGCUCUCUCCACGAGUAUUUCAUCCUUUAGUGUCAAUCCUUCUGUGUAAGGUUCUGUUUAACCUUGGAAACACCAAAACCUGCAAUGAAGAGCAAUAGUUCAGUGACAGAGCUGUGUUAAUUGGGUAUUUUUACAUUUACAUUCCUUUUACAUUUCAGAUGAAGGUAAAAUGCCAUUGUGGGUCUAUGAACCUCCAUAAGUACUUUCCAUUGAUUUCAGUUUUUUUGCAGAAUAAUCAGGAAAACCGGAAGGAUUUUAGUUUUAUUUAACAUUUUUGCUUUAUUUAACAUUCAACCUUUUCAUGCCACACAUUUCCCAUGUCUAUUUUUUUCAUCUCUGCUCGAUACCAAGAUAAGGACUUCAGCACUGCUUGUUAGAGCAACAUUUUAACUGUCUAGGGCAGCUGGGGAGUGUGGAAUUUCCAAUUUUCUAUGUGUAUCUGCAUUUAAAGGAGGUUAAGACAGCGUUUUCCCUUUGUUAAAAACGUUUCUCAUCAGAUAGUAAUACAGGUGAAGCUAAAUCUAAUAAUCUACAACUUUAACACACAGGAAAAAAAUUUAGCAAGAGUUCUCUCUUCUCUUCUGGAAGAAGUUUAACACCAAUUGAACCCAAGAAAUAGCAACACCAAGAAUAAACUAGUGUGGGGUGAUCUAGUUGUCAUGAAACCCUUACUCUGAAGGUCAGUUCACUGAUACUUAAAACAAAAAAAAAAAGAAAAAAUCAACAAAAAUAAAAGACAGUUGCAGUCUGUAGAUAUUUCUAUAAAUACUUGAUGUCUCCAUGUCUAAUUCUGUGAGUUGAAGUGGAACAUUCUAUGUUAGCCUCUGAUAGGUGUAAUAAUUGUAAUAAUUUUUGUUAAAAUACCAUUUCCAGUCGUGAUGAGCAUCUCUGUAGUCGCAGCCUGUGUCAGACAGGACUACAAAACAAUUCCAAGUGUAGCCUAAGGCCAGGGAGGUUUUUGUGCUCUUGUUGGGGUUGUGGUCACUUUUCAGUGUGUCACCAUUUGUAUUUGGCCUGGCUUUUUUGACUGCUGAGAGAGGAAGCAGUUUUUAAAAAAAAAACCAACACAGUGAUUUUAGGUUGCAGCACAGUUUUUAUUAAGCUUGGUAGCUACAAAAGUGUGUCCAGUUCACUGAUUUUACACAAGUAGUAGCUUGUAGUAAUUCUUAUCACAGUGAGACUUGUAUUUAUCACUAUUUUUUGUCUCUAGUGUGUUAAAUCAUACAAGUAGCCUACGGCUGACUGAUCAGUUUGAGAGAUACAAAGGAUUUCCUCAUUAUUUGUGCAGUACUUUGAGCUACUGACCAUUAAUUUUAUAGCACAAUAAUUACUAAGGAUGGAAAUAGUUUCAAAAAUGUUUUCAUUCCUCCCCCAGCUUUUUUUUUUUUUUAAACAGGACUGUUAAAUCAUAUCUCCAAUGACGUUUUGCAAGUUUUAAGUAUUUCUGAGCUUAGUUUCAAUUUACAGGAGAGAAAAAUGUUAAUUUAAAGACAAAAUAGAGUGAAUGUUUAUAAUUACCAUCCUGUACAGGGUUUUUUGGGGGUUUAUUUUUCACCUGCUGUUCAUAAUAGUCACUUAAGUGUAUAAGAUUUUUAAAAGACUUUUAGGAAUUGAAUUUGCCCAGAAUUGCCAGUCAUCUAUUUAAUAUGUUGUGAUGAGAUCAGGUGUGGUCUCUUGGGUCAUUUGAUGGAGUUUCCUCUGAAAUAGUCAUGUUCUGCUCCUUUUUUAUGCCUUUCAAGACUUACAAAAAAAAGAGAGAUUCCAUAAAAAUAUUACUCUAAUCAAGGGAAAUUUGAGUCUUAGACAUGCCCCUUAUCAAAGAACCAAGAGAAAGUCACUGUGUUCCCAGGAGUGCAGAGUGUGGAUGGAAUUUCUGACAUUUUUCUGGGGUGGGUUUGAGGUUAAACACCAGAGGAUGAAUUAUCAGGUGCUCCCCUCUGAAAUCUUUUAUAAUUCAGGUUACAUAUGCAAUGAUUCCAGUCUCACAGAAAAUGUAGUGUGAAUCAUAUGGGAGAUAUUACACUGAGUGGAUUUGUUGCCUAAAUAUUAUUAGGAAUAUUUUAAACCAGAAAUAAAGAUUGGACAUUUUCAAUAAAAUCAAUUUCAACCAAUUUUAGCUCUACCUUUUCAGUUAGGACAAUUUUACUCUUAUUAAAAAUCCCCAGAGUUUGCCACAAGUAAUAAAUUCUGAUUCCUAAACCAAGGCAAAUAACAGAACUUUCUGUGGGAAGUGCAAUGAAAGUGCUUUUUUCUGUGUCCCACUGAAGCUGUUAUCACUGUUAUCUCUCUGUUUUACUUGGAAAUUAUUUGUUAGGAUUUCCUCAAGGCCAUCCACAUCCACAAUCUUUGCAAACACGUGGGAAUCACUGUCCAGGAGAGGGAUUUUGUGCCUUUCCCACCUGCUCAUGCAGCAGCAUCACGUGUGGUGUUGAUAUGAGGCACAUAAACAGCACUAAAAGAAUGUUUCUUCAAAAACUUUGGCUGUAGAGUUGCUCUUUUAAAGCCACUUCUGCCCUUGUUUUGCUUAAAAAUUACCUUCAAAAUUUAGUGUUAAAGACCAGACUUUGUGCAGCACCCAAUAAUUUCAACUUCCUUCUGAGAGGGAGCUGAGUUUGCAGCUCACUUGUGAAACCCACAAUUUUUUCCCUUAAAUUGGCAGCUGGUUCUUAUUAUAAACCAGUUGAGAAUGAAGUCUUAGCAGCAUUGUUCACAGAAGAAUUUGUUAAUCUUCUUGACUAGCUAUUAUUUUGUAUUUUAACAUUCAUCAUUAUUGGGUUUACUUUAGAAGUUCAUUGCGAAAUCACCAAAUAUUGGCUCUGGGAAAAAAAGAAUUGUUGUAUUUUCUUCCUUGAUCUCAUUUUAAACAUGACUUUAAUUAGCACCACAGCUUUGUUUUAACAAGCCAGCCUGGCAAUUUGGGAUCUGACUUUUUGAAAGUGAAAGAAAACAUCCAAGAGCUAACUAAGAUUAUCUGCUAAUAAUGCCCGUCUGUUUCCUGUCAUAAAACAGGAUUAAGUGUGUGCUUUAUACAGUGACUUAAUCUUGGAAAAAGAAACUAAGUCUCUCUGAGUGCUAAUAGUGACAUAAUUUUUCUGAGAGACAGGGAAAUUACAGCUCAACACAUUCUUUCAGGGAAAUUAUAAUUUGACAUAUUUUCUUCACUUUGUCAGUCUUGGGUUCCUUUCGUAGUCAGGGUUUUUAAGAAAAGCAGCAAUACACUGGUGGUGAGCUGCAUGCUCUAAUAACUCACACUUCUGUGGCAGGGAGAGAACCUUUUUUUUUUUCUUUUAUAAUUAACACAUCAGCUGUGGUUGAAAAUCUAGAAACUUUGCUCUCAGUUCAGUGGCAAAAGCCAAAAUUGUUUCUGUGAAUUAUCCGUUAUGUGGUGACAUUUCUGAAAUAACUGAAUGAUCCACCCUUCCUGACUCAGAAGAGUUUAUUUAUUUAUUUAUUUUAAUGUAGAAAGUCUCCCCAGGGUUGAAAAAAAUCUGCUGGGGUUUAGUUCUUGCUCAUAAUCUCUCUCUGUGUCUUGUUUUUUGAGCAGGUCAGUAAGAUGCUCUAUUUUCCACCUCUGUCCUCUUGAGUUUUAUUCCAAAAUCUUGUGUAGUGUCUCAGUGGUGGCUGGCUGUGUGUGAAACAUGCAGGCUACUUCCAAAAUCUCUUCAAUCUGAGAAAAAACUGUUAAGGUAUAUUGAGAAUUAUCCUACGUAUUGACCCAUAAAAAAUAAACCCCAAUCUUAAUGGCAAAUUUAAAGGGAACUUUUAUUCAUGCAAAGAUUGGGGGCUAUUUAAGGUAAGAAAAUGCUAAUACCCAACUCUCAUAUUUAGUUAAGUAUUAUAAAAAUGCUCUAUUAAUUAUUCAUAACCUGGAAAAGGUGGUUAACAGCUCAGUUUUAAUUAGAUCUGGUUAGGAAGGAGACCACAGAAAUCAUUGCUGUUGUUUGGGGCUGCGGGGCAGCAGCUGGUGGCACAAAAUUGGGGCAGGUUUGUCUGCAUUUUGGGGGGGAAAGGUGAGGAAAAGGAGGACAAGGAUAGAAAAAAGCAUUAAUUUCAGCUAUUUGGACCUAAGAGCUUCAAGGCCAUGGUGAGUGACUCAGUUUUCUGCUGGGUCUGAGGCAGCUGGGAGCUCCUGCUCGUGGUUCUUCUCUCUACCCCCAGCCUAAGCACUGCCUGAAUUUAUAGAGGAUUUUCAUUAUUAAUGUUAAAUACCACUGAGAGUUCAUAUCAUUUAAUCCACAUGGAAAUUGCUGAUUUAUUUGAGGGCUGGGAUGCACCAGGCCUCACCUUGCAGCUCAGUUGUUCUCCCCAUCACUGGUCAGUGGGUGAAAUGGUGUUUGUCUGUCUGCAGCCCCCCAAAAACCCCCUGUGCUCCUGCCUGCUCUGGUGUCUGCUUGUAUCUGAAUGCACCCAGCAAACCUGUUUGAAUGUGACUUUUUUUUUUUUUCCUUGGCAUAGAAACAGAAUUGUCUGUAUUAAAAUGUAUUUAUAAAAAAAAAUCUAUUUUUUGUGGAAGGAAAGUAGGAUUCUGGUUGCUAUACCACUGGGAAAACAUUAGGAGCAUUUUUACUGAGUUAAUUUCUAAUUCUUUGUACCUUGGUAGUGAUUUGUUUGCUAGGAGAACAUCCACUGUGGCCCACGCAAUGCACUGUCAUGCAGAGAAUCUGGUUUUCAGAAAACUGGGAGUCCUUUGUUUCCUUUUUGGGACAGGAGGGAACUGAGGAGAUCACCAGGAAUAGAAGGAACCUUGGCACAGAAUCCGUUCUGUGGCUUUGGCUUCAGCCUGUUUGACUUUUUGCAGAUUAAGUAGAGAGAGAGAAAAGAUUGAGACUUCAGGAUUAAAAAAAGAAAAAAAAAAUAAAAAAAUUAGAUGCUACAAUUUAGUCUUCCUGUAGGAGAAGGAGAGUCCUUAAAUUAAUUUAUACAAGGUUUAAAUAGGGACUGCACUUGCUUCAAUUGGUUUAAUAUUGGCAGCUUAGUCAUUGAUGUACAUCCUAGGGAAUAUGUUUAACUUUUUCCAUUACCUUGGAAAAUGGUUCAAAAACAUGUCACUUCCAUUAGCAAGUGUUUCUUCUCCUGUAACAAAUUGCAAAAUGUAAAAGAAAAAAUAAAAUAAAUAAAUUAUUGAUCCUAGA
This is a messenger RNA of Passer domesticus (house sparrow), 6314 nucleotides long. RefSeq names its product unc-119 lipid binding chaperone (gene UNC119). Bases 72 to 692 code for a protein of 206 amino acids. Gene Ontology annotation, molecular function: lipid binding. The transcript has 5 exons. Lineage: Eukaryota; Metazoa; Chordata; Aves; Passeriformes; Passeridae. The record is from RefSeq and is a predicted model, not a curated record. Gene Ontology annotation, cellular component: intercellular bridge; centrosome; spindle pole. Gene Ontology annotation, biological process: positive regulation of protein tyrosine kinase activity; negative regulation of caveolin-mediated endocytosis; nervous system development.